GCUUGUCAUGUUCUGUGGACGAUUCUAACUUCCGAUUGUUUUAAUGCAGGAACCGGGACUCUGUACGUGUCACAACCGCAACAAGCCAAUAGAGUAAAUACAAACUAAGAGCAACAAUGAAUGGCGUCGUCCUAUCUGGUGUAAAUGUCACCGAAACGGGGCAAAGCGACGAACUGGUCGGCCUCAGACAGUUAUUCCUCCAUUUGACUAAUUACCUCUGGGUGCCGCCAGUGGUAUUUGGCAUCCCUGGAAAUAUUAUGUCUCUCCUUGUUGCUAAUAGAAGUCAUAAUAAGGAUUUGUCUCCGUGUGUUUAUAUAACAGCUAUGGCUGUUGCAGACACAUUAUUCUUGGUUUCCAUGGCUUGGUUCCGGCCGGUGAUACAAAUGACGCUUUAUUUUUCUGGCCUUGGCGAGGAAAUUCCGCAUCUGAGGGAGUACCUCUACAAGUACCAUUGGUUUAUAACGGCAACCACAUCUAUGAUGUCCGGGUUGUUUCUUGCUGAGAUGUCCCUGGAUAGGCUCAUAGCUGUCAGGUUCCCCAUGUCUGCCGCGAGACUCUGCAACAAAUCAAGGACAAGGAAAAUAAUCGCCAUCACUACAAUACUAGUCACCCUCUUCAAUUUAAAUACAUUUGUCACGCAUAAACACGCGAGAAACCGAGAGACAGGUGACGAAGAUCUCUUCCUAAAAGUGGAAGAUUAUCCAAUUGUUGAGCACGUUGUUUCGUCUUUCGAAAUGAUAUUUGGAGCGUUCUUGCCGUUCGUCAUUAUUUCUUGCAGCAACUUCUUCAUAAUCAUCACGGUUCAACAAGCUGUCAAUGAACGCCGGAAGAUGGAGUUGCAAGGUGAAGGCGACGAGGACCUUUAUAUUCAUGUCGAAGAUUAUCCAAUACUGGAGCCGAUUGUAUCAAAUUUUCAGUUAGUUUUCGGAGCCCUGUUGCCUUUUGUAGCUAUUCUGAGCAGUAAUGUCGUCAUAAUCAUCACGGUUCGACUGGCCUCCAAAGAACGCCGGAAGAUGGAGUUGCAAGGUGAAGCUCUUGAAUAG
This is a messenger RNA of Lineus longissimus, 1043 nucleotides long. RefSeq lists its product as uncharacterized. Gene Ontology annotation, molecular function: G protein-coupled receptor activity. Gene Ontology annotation, biological process: G protein-coupled receptor signaling pathway. Gene Ontology annotation, cellular component: membrane. The record is from RefSeq and is a predicted model, not a curated record. NCBI's taxonomy places the organism in Eukaryota, Metazoa, Nemertea, Pilidiophora, Heteronemertea, Lineidae. The coding region runs from base 117 to 1043 and encodes 308 amino acids. The transcript has 5 exons.